GCGAGUCGUCUACCCAUCCAGGCAGCAACAGCAAUUGGGAGGAUGCGUGUCAUCUUUGGAGUCGUCUGAACUUACCGUCAAGCUGUCCAUGUGCCCUCGAUAAUAACGACACCUUGUCGCGCGCUAUACCUCCCCACCGCAUACCCAACUGCACGCCAACCUACCAGACACCAUGUCGAGCACCGACGGCGACGGCAAUGGCGCGUCAACCCUCCACGAAACGGUCGCGAACCUGGAUCCCCAGCCCAUUACCGUGGCAGUCAACCCGGUAGCGCUCGUAGUGACAGAAUGUAUCACCGUCACCUCGGCGAUGCGAAAGCAUGCCCGUUGGGCGCACUCAUCGGUCUCGGCCAUCUUGGGGAGCUCCUCGAACAAGACACCAGCUGUACAGCGGCGCGACCGCACAGGACAGAGCAUUGUGGCCACGGGAGAGCAAGACGAGGCCGUUCCAAGCAGAUGGGGACUGCGGGGGAAGAAGGGCAAGAGCAUGCAGGACAACCCCCUCAUGUCUGCAUUCGCGCGCCUGAGGAACGAUCUCAAGGGCUGUAAAGAUAUCAGGACAUUCGAUACGCCCUCUAUGCUCCAUCCCUUCCUGCAGGUCAUCCGCUCUUCUUCGACCUCUGCGCCAAUUACCUCGCUCGCCCUCAUUGCUAUUACCAAGUUCCUGUCGUACGGCAUUAUUGGCCAUGACUCUCCACGCCUACCAGAAGCUAUGCAGCAGCUCUCUUCUGCCAUCACACACUGCCGAUUCGAGGCCAGCGACUCGGCAGCGGACGAAAUUGUCCUACUCCGCAUACUCAGGCUGAUGGAAGUCAUGAUCUCGGGCCGUGGAGGAGAGGUACUCGGCGACGAGAGCGUCUGCGAAAUGAUGGAGACGGGCUUGAGCAUGUGCUGUCAGGCACGACUCUCAGAGGUGCUGCGACGCUCGGCCGAGGUUGCCAUGGUGUCCAUGUGCCAGGUCAUAUUCAGGAGAUUGAAGACGCUCGAGAUCGAGUCGCCAGAGGAACUGGAGGCCAUGGACGAAGAGCUGGAUGGCAAAGAUGAGCACGAUGGCCUACGCAUGGACCCAACAGCGGACGGCGAAGGCGACGCUGCUCAGCACAAAGUCGAAGCACUCCAGCUACCGAGCGACUCGGAAAAGGGCCAGGAAGACAGCGAGAGCACCGCAAACCCAACGAGUAGUACCGUGGAUCUUCCAGCGACAGCAGCAAACGGGGAGCCUCAGCCUGCUGCCGAGAUCAAGCCGUACUCAUUACCAUCCAUACGGGAAUUGUUCCGAGUACUGGUCGAUCUGCUGGACCCACACGACCGACAGCAUACAGAUACUAUGCGGGUCAUGGCGCUACGCAUUGUCGAUGUUGCGCUCGAAGUCGCUGGCCCAUCAAUCGCAAGCCAUCCCAGCCUUGCGAACUUGGCCAAGGAUACGCUGUGCCGCCACCUCUUCCAGUUGGUCAGGUCGGACAACAUGGCAAUUCUGAAUGAGUCGUUGCGAGUCGCUGGCACAUUGUUGGCGACAUGCAGGAAUGUACUCAAGCUGCAACAAGAGCUGUACCUUUCAUACCUAGUCGCUUGCCUCUUUCCAAGGGUCGAGAUACCAGUAGAGCCUGGUAUUGAGCCUUCGCUAUACGAAGGCGUCCCACAUGCGCCUAGUCUCAUCAAGCAGCCACCACCACAGAACAGUGGCAGUGGCCGGUCCACCCCAGUACCUGUCAAGGACAGACAAAAGCUAGGGCUGGAGGGGGGCGCUCGGAAGCCUGAUGCUCGAGAAGCCAUGGUGGAGAAUCUGGGUGGUUUGGUACGGAUACCGUCAUACAUGGCCGAACUGUUUGUCAACUAUGACUGCGAGACCGACCGCGGCGAUGUCUGCAUGGACAUUGUCGGACUUCUCUCAAGAAACGCCUUUCCCGACUCUGCAACCUGGAGUACUGUUAAUGUACCACCUCUCUGCCUGGAUGCUCUUCUCGGCUUUGUCCAGUCUAUGGCAGAUCGCCUGGACGACGAGCCGGUGACUGAAGGUUACCCCAGCGUCGAAUCGCUUCGCGAACAGCGAGCACGCAAGGCCGUUAUCAUCAAGGGCGCGACCAAAUUCAACGAGAAGCCGAAAGCCGGCAUCGCAUAUCUCGCGUCGCAAGGCAUCAUAUCAGACCCUGACGAUCCUCAAUGCAUCGCUCAGUUCGUCAAGGGCACGACAAGAGUCGACAAGAAAGUUCUCGGAGAAUUCAUUUCGAAGAAAGGAAACGAAGCAUUACUCAGCGCCUUCAUCGACUUGUUCGACUUUACUGGGCAACGCAUUGAUGAAGCGCUCAGACAACUUCUGCAUACCUUCCGUCUUCCUGGUGAAUCUGCACUCAUUGAGAGAAUUCUCACAGAGUUCUCUGAAAAGUAUUUCAAGAUGGCCAAGCCCGAAGGCAUUGCCAACGGCGACGCCAUCUAUAUUCUUACCUAUGCAGUUAUCAUGUUGAACACGGACCAGCACAACCCGAAUAUGAAGCAGAAGCGAAUGCAACUGGAAGACUUCAGAAAGAACGUGCGCGGUGUCAACGAUGGAAAGGACUUUGACCCAGAGUUUUUGGAGGGAAUCUACGAAUCCAUCAAGAACCGCGAAAUCAUCCUGCCAGAGGAGCAUAGCGAUCGAAAUGCCUACGAUCACGCAUGGAAAGAACUACUAGUCAAGUGCCAAUCAACGUCAGACAUUGUCAUCUGCGACACCAACAUCUUCGACGCAGACAUGUUCGCGGCAACUUGGAAGCCCAUUGUAGCAACACUGUCAUAUGUCUUCAUGUCUGCUACUGAUGAUGCCGUCUUCUCCCGCGUCGUGCAAGGUUUCGACCAAUGCGCUCAGAUUGCUGCAAAAUACGGGUUGACUGAUGCUUUGGAUCGCAUCAUUUCAUGUCUGUCAUACAUUAGCACACUGGCGCCGGAUGUGCCACCAAGCACCUCCCUAAACACCGAAGUGCAGGUUGACAAGAAGAGCGUCAUGGUCAGCGAGACGGCUGUGCGGUUCGGUCGUGAUGGCCGAGCGCAACUGGCAACUGUCGUGCUGUUCCAGGUCAUCAAAGGCCACGAAGCAUCGAUAAGAGAUGGAUGGGAAUACCUCAUUCGUAUCAUGGUCAAUCUCUUUGUCAACUCGCUCAUACCACCUUACUUCCUUUCUUUCCAGAAAACACUUGCCUUGGCACCAAUCCCUCUGCAGAACCCUGCUCAAGUCAUUGACCGUGCUGAGCGUCCUGCGGAUACUGGAAUCUUCUCAGCUUUGACCUCUUACGUCUCAAGCUUUGCCAAUGACGAGCCGCCAGAACCAUCAGACCAGGAGAUAGAAUACACGCUUUGCACUGUCGACACAGUCAAGGAAUGCCAUUUCGAAGAUAUCUUGGCAAAUAUCAGCCAGCUACCUAUAAAGUCUCUGAGAUCACUACUGGAUUCGCUACUUCAGCAUCUGCCCGAAGAUGGCUCGCCAAGAGUCAUGGUGGUGAAGCCGGAGCUUCCAACUGCAAGCCCGCGAGCACCUGGUUCUCGGCAGAAAGGCAAGGGUCCUCUCUAUGACCCCAGUCUUGUCUUUGUCCUCGAAUUGGCUACUGUACUAGCACUGCGCGAUGAUGAGACUGUUAAGGAGCUUGCAAAGGAUGUGAUAGAAGCACUGUCGUCUGUCAUCCGAGACGCCACCAAGCAUCACUACGUGGUGAUUGCGCGGUCGGUGUACUAUCUCUUGAGCCUGUUGAAGGCUAGCAAUGAUUAUGACUUCAUCCGGGCGCCAGUUCUUAUGCAUACUUUCUCGAGUUUCAACGACGCACUGCUGCAAGAGUGUGCACAGCCAAUCCUCAAAGGCUUGAGUGACUGUUGCAAGGGACCCAAUGCGCUCCGCAGUGAACUCGCUGGCUCACCAGACUUUUGGACUAUCCUCAACAGACUAGCCAGUGUACCCGAUGCUGCUGGAGACGUCUUCUCGCUUGUGGAAGAACUGACCACAUCGCCUCAGCCAGGCAUCACUGCAGACAACUACGAGGCUGCGAUAGCGCUCCUAAAUGAAUUUGCAACUGCUGCUCAAGUGGGUGCACGAGAAGAGCAACUGCAUGACCAAGCUGUGCGGCGCAACAAGGGACAGAAGCCCAAGAAGCCCGAGAAUAGCGAGAUUGUUGUGCGUGGCAGCACUGCUAUGACCAUUGUCUACCAACUGUCCAAUCGAGUACCAAACUUUAUUGAACAGUCUCAUCUUGAGACUACUGAAGCGUGGACAGCAUACUGGUCUCCUAUUCUGAAGACGCUCGCACACCAGUGUUUAAACCCUUGUCGCACCCUGCGUCAACAAGCCUUUGCCUCUCUCCAGCGCACUCUUCUGUCGGCUGAUCUCGCCUCUCCGGACCAUAAGGAGUGGACGGCCAUCUUCAGUGAAGUGCUCAUACCCCUCAUCACCCAGCUCCUCAAGCCCGAGGUUUACCAAUCUGAUCCUCUCGGCAUGAGUGAAACGCGGGUCCGCGCUGCCACUUUACUCAGUAAAGUGUUCCUGCACUACCUAGUCCUGCUCGAUGGUCUCUGCGAGAAAGGAGAGAAGGGCUUGUUCGAAGAGCUCUGGAUUACAAUUGUCGGUAUCAUGGAUCGCCUGGGCAACAGCGGCCAAGGCGACAUGGAAGAAGCCGUAGCCGAGAACCUCAAGAACAUGCUCCUCGUACUGAGCAGCGGAGGCUACCUUGCCCCUCCGGACGAAAACCCAGACCGCGAAGAACUGUGGCAUGAGACUUGGAAGCGCAUAAACCGCUUCCAGCCCAAUCUCCUCGGCGAACUAUUCCCCGAGGAGGCAGGCAAGCCCGCACGCCCAAGGCCAAGCAAGGACGACAGGGCCGCUGUGAAGAGCCCGGUACCCCCCGUUGACGGACGCGAAAUGGAUGUUGCGGUGAGGACGAAGGAGGGCAGCGACAAGGCUGGUGAGGAAGAAGAAGCAGCAGCAGCAGCAGAGGAGGAGCCAAAGAAGAUGAAGGCCGAAGGAAAAGAUAGCUAGGAACUUCUUUCUCCCAUCGACGUUGCUGGCACAUGAGCUUCAGUGUAAAGUGCAUGCUUGGUUGCGGCAGGUUUGGUAGUAUUAGACGAGCUGCAAGUAAGGGAUGAAAAUAAUUGAUAUGCGUAUUCUC
This is a messenger RNA of Exserohilum turcica Et28A, 5123 nucleotides long. RefSeq lists its product as uncharacterized. The transcript is spliced from 5 exons. The record is from RefSeq and is a predicted model, not a curated record. Lineage: Eukaryota; Fungi; Ascomycota; Dothideomycetes; Pleosporales; Pleosporaceae. Bases 173 to 4993 code for a protein of 1606 amino acids. Gene Ontology annotation, molecular function: guanyl-nucleotide exchange factor activity. Gene Ontology annotation, biological process: regulation of ARF protein signal transduction.